This is a messenger RNA of Aspergillus oryzae RIB40, 1062 nucleotides long. Its product is annotated as MOSC domain-containing protein. The transcript has a single exon. NCBI's taxonomy places the organism in Eukaryota, Fungi, Ascomycota, Eurotiomycetes, Eurotiales, Aspergillaceae. The record is from RefSeq and is a predicted model, not a curated record. The coding region runs from base 1 to 1062 and encodes 353 amino acids. Gene Ontology annotation, molecular function: molybdenum ion binding; catalytic activity; pyridoxal phosphate binding.
AUGCUAGACCUAGACACCCCCCAAGCCCUCACAAUAGCCACCACAAUCAUAACCCUCCUUACCAUCCCCGUCUUAUACCCCCAACUCCCAACCUGGCUCAAAACCACCACAUCCAAACUCCUCCCCAACAGCCAGAAAAAGAAGCACCCCAGCAGCGAAAUCCUCGCACUAAGAGUCUACCCCAUCAAAUCAUGCCGCGGCCUCAGUCUAAACAGCACAACCCUCCACAUGGAAGGUCUAGACCUCGACCGCAGGUGGAUGCUCAUCGACGCCAAAACCCACGACUUCCUGACCAUCCGGCAAAUCCCACAGAUGACGCUCAUAAACACCGCUCUCAGCACCGAUGACCAAUCCCUUGUGGUCACAUUUACAGGGGUUACUGAUAAAGAGGUCCGCGUACCCCUCCGCCCAGACACUGCCUGGCUAGACGCCCACACGACCCUGGGCCAGGUGAAGAUCUGGGACAUCGAGACAGACGCCUAUAUCUACGGACCUGAAGUCAAUGCCCCAUUUAGUGAGUUCCUGAGCCGUGACGUUUGCCUCGUGUACAAGGGUCCUACGCCUAGAAUUAUGCGCGGGAACGGGGAUCCGAGUCUUCUGGGUCGUGAGCAGAGUGUGAAUUUCCCCGAUGUGCAUCCUGUGCUUGUUGCUUCUGAGGCGUCGUUGGCAGAGCUGAAUUCGAGACUUGUGGAGAAGGGCGUGGAGCCUAUUGGGGUGGAGCGGUUUCGGGCUAAUGUUAUUGUUAAGGGGGGUGAGCCUUGGGUGGAGGAUGAGUGGAAGGUUGUUAGGGUUGGUGAUGGGGCUGGGAAGGUGCUGGAGUUUGAUGUCCUGGCGAGGUGUGCCAGGUGUCAGGUGCCGAAUGUUGAUCCGGAUACGGCGGGGAAGCAUAAGACGGAGCCGUGGGAUACGCUUAUGAGUUAUCGGCGGGUGGAUGAGGGUAUGAAGUAUAAGCCUUGUUUUGGGAUGCUCUGUGCGCCGAGAGGGGAGGGCGUUUUGGAGGUUGGCAUGAGGUUUGAUGUGCUUGAGGUUACGAGCGAGCAUCGGUAUAUUAAGGGGUUUUAA